Molecule: messenger RNA, 1179 nt
Organism: Gastrolobium bilobum
Lineage: Eukaryota; Viridiplantae; Streptophyta; Magnoliopsida; Fabales; Fabaceae
Exons: 6
Coding region: 1-1179 (392 amino acids)
Molecular function (GO): DNA-binding transcription factor activity
Source: RefSeq, a predicted model, not a curated record
AUGGCUGAUCCAAGGUUCAAUGUUCCUUUUCAUGAGUCAUCAUUUGACGCUCCACCUUCCCCAAACUUUUUUGAUUUCGAUUUAUCCAAUACUUCACUGCCCCAAUUACAAACUCAUGAUCAACAUGAUGAAGUUCAACAGGGUGGUGGUAAUAAUGAUCAUAACUAUUCUGAAUCGGAUCCAAUGAUUCAAGAUCACAUUGUGCACGAUAGUAGUUUCCCCUAUGGUGGAGGACGGAACUUUGAAGCGGGUGGUUCAUCAUCACAAAUGCAUGGGGAUGGGUUUCAAAGUCAGCAUCAUGCAAAUGAGAAUUUAGGAGGGGGGUCACAGAGUCAAAACAAUCAAGUGCUCGCACUUGAUUAUUGGCCCGUGCCACCAGCCCCAUUUUUUUGCAGUUGCUGUCAAGUUCUUAGAGAAAUUGUUCACACUAAUGGUAUUAAGUUCGAAAAGCUUGAGAUUCACGGAAGGCUCGGGGUGAUUAGCCAUGCAAUUCACCAUAAGAAUAUCAGCAGGGGUUCUACAAGCAACCCUCAAUAUGAAAUGAUUGAGUAUGUUCUAGUUCUUGCUACUACUUUUGUUUUUUGUGGUAAUUUCGUUGAAGAGAGUUUUUGCCAGAGAAACAUUGAAGAAGUGAAGCAAUUCCUAAUCCAGUAUUGUCAGGGGCAAAGUUCAGCAGGCUACUUUAUUAUGCAAGAUCCGAUGUCUAUCUAUUAUGAUGCCCUCUGCACUGGAUUGGAUUGGACUGAAGAUAUAAAUGAUGACUUUGUUGAUUUGAAUCCAUCAGCACCAAAUGCUGAUGACACGGAACAAGAAGCUGACAAUGAAAGGGCUCCUAAAUUACCCAUAUCAGCACAGAGGGAGAGAGCGGCUAAGAUGCAAUUGAGUGAUGUAAGCGAUUACUUUCAUCUACCUAUUGAUGAAGCAGCUAGGCAAUUGAACUUAUCUACCACUGUUGUGAAGAAAAUUUGCCGUAAGGCAGGAUUAGCACGAUGGCCUCACAGAAAGAUCAAAAGCGUUUGGAAGCAAAUCACAAUACUCACAAGAACAUUAUUAGAAUCAGAAGAUGAAGAGUCAAGGGAAAACACUCAAGCUGAAAUUAACAGACUUGAACAUGAUAUGAUCCAGCAUUGUGGUGGAAUUGCACCAACUGCAUUAAAUUUGGAAAACUUGGACAUAUAG